Pristis pectinata (smalltooth sawfish) is the source of this 1792-nucleotide messenger RNA. Its product is annotated as rho-related GTP-binding protein RhoB. The transcript has a single exon. The record is from RefSeq and is a predicted model, not a curated record. Gene Ontology annotation, molecular function: GTPase activity; GTP binding. Lineage: Eukaryota; Metazoa; Chordata; Chondrichthyes; Rhinopristiformes; Pristidae. Gene Ontology annotation, biological process: small GTPase-mediated signal transduction. Bases 212 to 802 code for a protein of 196 amino acids.
AAGAGGCAGCUUCGAUGCAUGCAUUGCCUGUUUUGUGUGCGACUGAGAGAGAAGGAUGCGGAGUAGAUCUGCUCGGCUCUAACCUGUGUUGCUGCACGGAUUGCAAACCUCCUUUCUUUUGCAUUGGUAGAGAAAUUUACCAAAAGGAGUUUUAGGGGGACAAAAAAAAAGUGUUUCAGAAAAAUAACGAAGGGGAAGCAAAGGAGGAGUCAUGGCUGCAAUUAGAAAGAAGCUGGUGGUGGUGGGCGAUGGUGCCUGCGGUAAGACGUGCCUGCUGAUAGUGUUCAGCAAAGAUGAAUUCCCCGAGGUUUAUGUACCCACCGUGUUUGAGAACUACGUGGCCGACAUCGAGGUGGACGGCAAGCAGGUGGAGCUGGCGCUGUGGGACACGGCGGGCCAGGAGGACUACGACCGUCUGCGACCCUUGUCCUACCCGGACACUGACGUGAUCCUGAUGUGUUUCUCGGUGGACAGUCCAGACUCGCUGGAGAACAUCCCCGAGAAGUGGGUGCCCGAGGUGAAGCACUUCUGCCCCAACGUGCCCAUCAUCCUGGUGGCCAACAAGAAGGAUCUGCGGAACGACGAGAACGUCAGGAACGAGCUGGCCCGCAUGAAGCAGGAGCCGGUGCGCACGGAGGACGGCCGCGCCAUGGCCGUGCGCAUCGGAGCUUACGACUACUUGGAGUGCUCGGCCAAGACCAAAGAAGGAGUGCGGGAGGUGUUCGAGACCGCGACCCGGGCAGCGCUGCAGAAGCGAGCCCGGCCCAGCAGAGGCUGCGCCCACUGCUGCACCGUCCUAUGAUGCUCCCCGCGGCCAGCGGGCACUACUCUGCAAGCCGAUCUCUCUCCCCUUCUCCGGGGGGGGUUACUCCUCUUGGACAGUAAGAAGAUGCGGACAGUUUCCAGGAAGAAAACAUGGGGAGGUCACUAAAGAAGGGGUGGGGAAAUGGAAUUUCUUUUUUCUCUGAAAGAGCCGAUCGACCACCGAGAGAGAAAUGCAAUUUUUUUUGUUUAUUUUAAUUUAAUUCGGCGGAAAAUUAGCUUUUCACACCGAUUGCGGGCGGCACUGUCCGGUAGACCCAUUGGUUGUGUAGCAUCCCUUUCGGGAUGCAGCAGACGGACUGGCUUACAAUAUGCCAAUGUUGUAAAACAAUGUUUUAAUGUGUGUACGUGUGUGUGUAUAUACGGACGCUAAUGUUUUUUUUGUUCUGCGAGAAACGACGAGGACUGUUUGGGGUGGGUUUCUCCUCCGGUUCCCUUUUUAGUUUGAGCCCAGUUCGUUUUAAGGGACAGCUUGAUGCGAAGGGCUACUGGCACGGUGACGCUUUGCUCGCCUACCUACGAGCUAGCUCUAGCCUACUCACGAGUGACUGACUGUCCGGUUGCGCCAUCCGCCUGAAGUGGGUGAUCGCCGGUAGUAUGGCGCGACCUCCAAGCAAAAAAAAAUUACUAUUUUCUGGCAGCACUGACGACAAACUUUGGGACAUUCACGAUAUACGCAACAAGAGAAAAUGGGUCAAUGGGUGGAUACUUUCAACGUUUUAUUUUGGUCUGAGCAUCUGUACUGGUCGAAAGAGGACUCUUCAAGAUCCAUCGAUAUUUUUGAUACGUCUCCCAAGUGGUACUGAGGUGGUCGUUCACUGACUCAGUCUUAAAACCAACCAGAAAAUGGCGAAGCUUCGCACUGAAGCCAAGACGUGCGUUUGUUUACAGAAUUAUAUACCGAAAUAUAAGCUGUGUUUUAAAAAAAAAUUUCGUUUUCACGCAAGGUAUUAAAUGUAAUCAAAUCUGA